CAUUCUCUUUAUUGUAUAUAAUAACAACUUUUGUCAAACUCAUUUCUAGCAUCAUGGAAGUUGAAGAAGAAAGCGAUUUCUCGGAUAGGGAUUUGACAGGUGAAUCUGAAAGCGAUUUCUCAGAUAUGGAUUUGACAGCACACAAAACAAAAACACCAAAGAGGGGGUUGACCAGGUUACCAAAAAUGCGUACAACAUUUACAAACUCGGGUGGAAAAAAACACAAAGUUACAUUUGAUGAAUUGGGGAAGUUUUCUGGGGAAUAUAGAUCAGAAUUUUCAAGUUUAUUGGGAGACCUAGUAAGAGAAUAUGUCGGAUUUAGGUUUUUAGCAUGGAAAACAGUGCCAACAGAAGUAAAGGAUAAAUUGUGGGAGGAAAUAACGCGUUUUUAUGACAUUGAUGCAUGUCGUAGGCAUUUUGUAAUGAAUCAGCUUGGUGACCUGCUUCGAAAUUUUAGAAGAAAAGUGUAUGCGGGAUACAUAGUACCUAACUUAGGUAAACCAAAGAAACUUGCACGAAUUCCUAAGAAGUAUCGUUCAAUGGUGGAGCAAAUAGACUGGGACAAGUUCGUAACAUAUACACAAUCAGACAAGUUUAAGGAUGUGUUAAAUAAGACAAAAAGACCACGAUCAAAAUACGUUUAUGAUCAUCACUUGGGACGAGGAGGAUAUGCUUAUCUAAGAGACAAACUGGUACAAAAUAACGAACUUUCAGUUGAUGAGAUCCCCUCUCGUGUUUUAAUGUGGAGGAAAGCAAGGGAAAAUAAAAACGGAGAAUACAAGAAUGUUGAUGUAAAAGACAUAGAUAAUAAAAUAAUUGACAGUGAAAUGCAAAUUAAAGAUGGAUCCAUGAACCUUGAUCCGGGCACGGAUGCACUCACAUUAGUAUUUGGCAAAGAAAAAGGUGAGUAUUUAAAAGGUGUUGGUUAUGGAGUGACUUCUAGUAGAUAUUGGCAGAGUCCUCGAACAAAAGGAUCAUCAAAAGAACGAAUUGCACAACUGGAGUUUCAACUACAUAACGAGAGACUUGAGUGUGGGAAAAAAGAUGAACAAAUUAAGACCCUUUCGAUGCAGAUGGCAGAAACAAGUAACACACUUAAUCAAGUUUUAGCUCACUUGGCUGCACAAGGACAAACAUUACAAAUAUGUUCAUUAUCUGCAGACAAAAUGUCACAAACACAAGUAAAUUCUUUGGAUAAACAUGAUGGAUCAAAGCAUAAGGCCAAUGCUACCGCAUCUAAAAUAGUGCAAAAAGAAAUGGCACCAACGGUAAAAUCUAUGAACAAUAGUCCUGGAUCAAAGGACAAUACUAAUGUUACCACAUCUAACAUAUCAAGUAAAGUAGUGCAAACAGAAGUCACUUCUCAUGCUAACACUUCUAAAAUGGUGCAAAAAGAAAUGAUAACGGAAAAUGUGAAAACCAGAAAAAAAAGAUGUUUUGUCUACGCAUGAGACUUCACUUCUUAGGACAUCA
Messenger RNA from Helianthus annuus (common sunflower), 1473 nucleotides. RefSeq lists its product as uncharacterized. Bases 54 to 1451 code for a protein of 465 amino acids. NCBI's taxonomy places the organism in Eukaryota, Viridiplantae, Streptophyta, Magnoliopsida, Asterales, Asteraceae. The record is from RefSeq and is a predicted model, not a curated record. The transcript has 8 exons.